AUGGAUGCUGAAUAUGUCUUAUGCAAUUGGAAAGACCAGUUAUGGCCAGCAAAAGUUUUGUCCAGAUGUGAGACUUCAUCAAACAGUAAGAGAAAGAAGACAUUUUCCCUAGAAGUUCAAAUACUCUCACUAGAUGAAAAAAUUAAAGUGGAAAGCAAGGAAACCAAAAUCCUAAAUAAAUCUCAAAUUGAAGCCAUUGCCUCCUCAAUAGCAGCACAGUCAGAGGGCAGUUCUUCACCUAGAGAGGAAACAGCUUAUGCAAGAUCACUAAAAAUGGCACUGGGUAUUCUGAAUAAGAGAACAAAUUUGAAUCAAACAAGCAGUUCAGAUGAAGAAGAGACCACUACACUAUCUCAAAAUAUACCACAAAAGCUUUCUAAUUCACCCCCUCGCAAAAAGUAUCGGAAGCCUAAAGGAAACUUAUCAAAGUGUCUUGAAGAAAGUGAAAUUCCAACAUUUCUAUUAGUAUCUUCAGAGAGUGAUGAUUCCCUGUAUGAUGAUAAAUCACAAGUGCAUGCAACCAUUGAUACUAUUCCAAGUGAGAUGGAAACAAAAUCAUCACAAAACUCCAGCUGGUGCCAAAUUUUCUCUUCACUUUCAGAAGAUGAUGAAAAGGAGAGCAAGAAAAAGAUUGACAUCCCAACAAUUAUGCCUUUGGAUUCUACAAUCAAAGAGGAAGAUGCUUAUGUUAAAGAAGAGAAGUUCAAUCCAACUUCAUCACCAAAUAUCUACAUUGUGCCAAAAAAUUUGAAAGAGGAGCCAGAAGAUAUCUACCCAAAGACCCUGGCCAUUUCCUCUGAAUGCUCUACCUUAUUAGAGAAUAUUGAGGAUCCUGGAGAGGGUCCCUCAAAUUCAUGCUUAGAUACCAGCCAGAAUCAACCUGUGGAAUCAGAGUCAGGUGCUCUGGCAUCCCCCAGUCAUUGUUCAUGGGAAUAUCAGGUUUCAUUUAGUGCCUCUAACCGUGUCAUGGAUUGUUCACUCCAUAAUGAAAGAAGUGACCAGAAUCCAGAUUUUGAGGAAUAUGGAGAAGAACUCCAAGCUUCUGAUAAAUCAGUGCCUCUAAAUCCUAUUGAUCCUUCUGUACUAGAUGAUGAUGAGGAAGACGAAGUACUUCCACCCGUUGUUUUUCAUUAUGAGCCACGUUCAUUUGAAGCAGGAAUGAUAGUCUGGUUUAAAUAUAAAAAAUAUCCAUUUUGGCCAGCCAUAGUGAAAAGCAUCAGACGAAAAGAGAAAAAAGCAAGUGUGGUUUUUGUUGAGGCAAACAUGAAUCCUGUAAAGAGAGGCAUUAGAGUGCUUUUGAGAAGUUUAAAAAAAUUUGAUUGUAAAGAGAAACAAGCACUAGUGGAUAAAGCCAGGGAGGAUUACAGUGAAAGUAUUGACUGGUGCAUCUCACUGAUUUGUGACUACAGAGUUAGACUAGGUUGUGGUUCCUUUACAGGCUCUUUUCUUGAGUAUUAUGCUGCUGACAUUAGUUAUCCAAUCAGGAAAGUAAUCAAACAAGAUACCUUUAGGAACCUAUUUCCAAAGCUACAUAAUGAAGAUUCUAAGGAAACAAUGGCCAUGGCUUCCCAGACCAAGAGAAUGUCCUUCAAAAAAAUUCUUCCUGACCGAAUGAAGUCGGCUCGGGACCGAGCCAACAGGAAUCUAGUGGACUUCAUUGUGAAUGCAAAAGGAACAGAAAACCAUCUUCUGUCCAUUUUAAAUGGCACAAAAGCAUCCAGGUGGCUGAAAUCAUUUUUGAAAGCAAAGAGGUUCACUCCUUGUAUUGAAACAUACUUUGAAGAUGAAGAUCAGUUGGAUGAGGUGGUAAAAUAUUUACAAGAAAUCUACAAAAAAAUAGACGAACGAAUGCUAGCUCGAAUAAGAGAUGAUAAAAUUAAAUUUAUCCUAGAAGUUCUUCUACCAGAAGCAAUCAUUUGUUCAAUUUCUGCAGUUGAUGGAUUAGAUUACAAUGAAGCUGAAGCAAAGUAUCUAAAAGGGCCAUCUCUAGGAUACAGGGAAAGAGAGUUAUUUGAUGCAAAAAUCCUAUUUGAAAAGAGACGGAAGCCAUCAACAAAAGCUCACUAA
Molecule: messenger RNA, 2067 nt
Organism: Pipistrellus nathusii (Nathusius's pipistrelle)
Lineage: Eukaryota; Metazoa; Chordata; Mammalia; Chiroptera; Vespertilionidae
Source: the annotation of a GenBank genome assembly